Molecule: messenger RNA, 1245 nt
Organism: Drosophila elegans
Lineage: Eukaryota; Metazoa; Arthropoda; Insecta; Diptera; Drosophilidae
Exons: 3
Coding region: 58-1125 (355 amino acids)
Source: RefSeq, a predicted model, not a curated record
GGGAUCAAAUUAAAAAAAUAAGAUAUUUUCUAUACCAGAAGAGAACCCACUACUGAAAUGGUCACUUUUUUGUCUAGUAUAGAGUUUAAACAUGGGCCUUACAAGAACCGAGUCAUCAAAGGUUGGCUCCCUUAUCUGGGCUUGUGUGCUCCGAUAAGGCAACGGCAUAUCAACGGCAUCGGACGGAAACACGGAAAGACCAUUAAGUCGGCCACCUCUUCAGUUGGAUGCCGGAGCUGCUGCAGAACGGACAAACGGACAAGGAAAAUGACAGACCACAGAUGGAUGCACUUUAGCCACGGCAGCGUGCCGCCGAAUGCCGUGGUGGCCGGCCACGACUCGGACGGGGACACGAUCUUCGUGGGCCGCGCCUUCUUCCAAAACGACAUGCUGCCGGCGAAGGUGAUCCCGAACAAGGGCCGGGCCUACGUGGCGUAUGCGCGCGAGGAGCACGAGCUGGAGAACUACGAGGUGCUGGCCGGUUACAACUACGAGUGGCUGCCGGCGGAGAACGGAGAGGUGCCGCCGGGGGCCGUCAAGGUGGGCCGCAACGUGGACGGGGAGUUCCUGUACGCCGGCCGGGGCUACCACGCCGGCAGCCUGACCAUGGGCAAGGUGCACCCCUCGCACGGCUGCCUGUACAUCCCCUACGAUUCCGAUGAGGUGAAGAUCUUCGGCUACGAGGUGCUGUGUCAGCCGGAGCGCUGGGUCGACACCACGGCCACGGACAUACCGGAUGGCGCUCUGGUGGCCGGCCACGACUCCAACGGCGACACCAUCUACGUGGGCCGCGUUUUCCGCAACGGCGACUUGCUGCCCGCCAAGGUGGUGCCGGCCAAGGGCAAGGCCUAUGCCGCAUAUGCCCAGGCGGAGCACGAGCUCACCGAUGUCCAGGUGCUCACGGGAUCGGGCUUCCAGUGGGUGCCUGCCUCGCACGGAAAUGUUGCGCCCGGAGCCCUGUCCUCCGGCCCGAAUGUCGACGGGGAAGCCCUGUACGUCGGACGGGCCAUUUACUGUGACAGCCUGAGCGUGGGAAAGAUCCAUCCCUCGCACGGCUGCAUCUACAUCCCCUUCGGCGGCGAGGAGGUGCGUCUGGAGCACUACGAGGUCCUGGCGAGGAUCUAGAUCCUGUGUUUUUUUUUUUAAAUUUUUUUUUAUCAAGAAUAAAUUUUAUGUUAAUAAAAGUGCUCAUACAACGUAAUGGUGAAAAAUAAAUUAUGUGUUCCUAAAAGUAAACAAUAUAUU